AUGGCCACGGCCACACCCAAUCCGAAACCGGGAGGAGCAGACGGCAAGGGAGGAGGCCAAAAUAGCAAUUCACGCUUCAUGUUUGUCGAGUUCUCGGCGCCUUCAGAACCCGUACCCAAAGGCACGAAGAAACGACGAGGCGGUCCUAGUGAGGUCCGCGCCCAUAUCACCAAGGAGUAUCAUCGAAAACUACGCGUCAAGCGUCUGGGCGUGCCCAAGGCUACCAAAAGUGCUUCAUCUAUCCCAGAUGGAAAUGACGAGGUUGAGGAGCACGCUGGUAUUUCGCUACCAGAACGAACAAGGUCGGCUUCUCUGCCGGAUCCGACAACCCCGCUCGACGGAGAGUAUCAGGAAGAGAACGACCAUGAGAGAAGACACUCGCACAGCGACGCCAUCAUGCGUCGUGAAUCCACGUUAUCAUUGAGAAGUACUUCUGCAGCCACCGAGACAGCAAUCACCACGACAUUAGCACAGCACAGUGAGGUCAGGCUGAGCUUGAGUCGAUCACCAAAAUUGCGUAACAUGCUAGGUGAAGGACGUCUUGACCCUUUCAACGCUCUGCCAUCGCAGGGCUCCAUGCCAAUGUUCAUAAACAGGGUUCUAGACCACGCUCUCGUCCACUCAUGGCCCAACACGGUCCCCGCCCGCUCGCACUCAAACAUGAACCCUGUACAAGCAGCGUGGUUCCGCCUGGCGAUGGAACACCCUGUGGCGUUCCACAGCUUGAUCUACGCGACGACACUGCACAUGCUGUACCUGCACCGGGGCAACGAGAUCGUGGCCGACGCACCGAUGCUACGACUCGUGCACAAGACCCGCACGAUCGAACUGAUCAAGGACGCGCUGAGCCUGCAGGACUCGCAUACCCCGCCCAGUGACGCCCUCAUCAUGGCCAUCGCCAUCCUCUCCAUCCACGGCUCCAAGGACAAUGUCGUGCAUCCGCAUGUCCACCCCACAAGUCCGCUGGCCCAGGCUCAGAAUCUGCAUGUCUACGGAAAUAUGGUCAACGAUGAUACGCACGUCCAGUGGGUCAAGUACAUGAUCAUGCAGAAAGGUGGGCUUGACGGUUUGAAAUUGUAUGGUUUUGCUGAUACUAUGGCUUUAUGCGACGUCUACUUCUCGACCAAGCACGUCUGCCCACCGUCAUUCCCAUUGCGGAAAGAACCAGAGUCUCUGGUCCUGAGCGGCAAGCACAUCAUGGACGACAUCUGCAUCGACCUUGACUCGGAGCUCACCACUGGCUUCAAAUACUUCCAAUUUACACCUGAAGCAUGCGAAUUACUGUCGGUAUUGGAUGCAUUUUCAGAACUCACUGUCGCUCUAGAUCACUACGCUAGAGGUGGCCCAACUGCUCCAGAUCUAGUGGAUCUUGUCGACGCGCGACAUGCGGCACAACAUCGUCUACUAGCACAACUUCCACCGCCACAGUCAAAUUUUCUGGAAGGGGAUAAGAGUGUGCUUCAUGCAUGUCGGUUGGCAACACUGAUCUUCAGUGAUAUGGUUAUCUUCCCUCUCCCGCCAACACAAGGGGUCAAACAUCGCCUUGCACCUUUACUUCGUCACACACUGCAGGCAUGCGCUAUGGCUUGCAACUGGGAACUCCAUGCUUAUGUGCUUGUAUGGGCAACCACCUUGGGCGCCAUUGCUGCGACUCAUUCGCACGAGCGAGGCUGGUACGUGGAGAAAAUGGUUGCUCACGUUCAAAAUUUGGGCAUCGAUCACUGGUCCUGUCUCAAUUCCAUAUGCUCGAGGUUCCUAUGGUGGAAGCCCGUUUGCGCGGAACCUACGGAGAAAUUGUGGGUGGAAAUGUUUCCCACGAUUGGGGAUAUCACCUGA
Messenger RNA from Exophiala bonariae, 1836 nucleotides. RefSeq lists its product as uncharacterized. Lineage: Eukaryota; Fungi; Ascomycota; Eurotiomycetes; Chaetothyriales; Herpotrichiellaceae. Bases 1 to 1836 code for a protein of 611 amino acids. The record is from RefSeq and is a predicted model, not a curated record. The transcript is spliced from 3 exons.